Trichomonas vaginalis G3 is the source of this 735-nucleotide messenger RNA. Its product is annotated as phage tail repeat-like family. NCBI's taxonomy places the organism in Eukaryota, Parabasalia, Trichomonadida, Trichomonadidae. The annotation marks the transcript as partial. The record is from RefSeq and is a predicted model, not a curated record. The transcript has a single exon.
AUGGUUGAAUGGUACCAUGAACGGACAUCGAAGAUUUUAGAAGGUAAAGCCAAUACAGGGUGGGUUUCAGGAUGUUUAGACCUUAAAGCCGACAAAGAAACUGUAGAUAUGUUGACACAAACGGUUUCAAGUCAUACCAGAGGUUUAAUGGAAGAUGGACAACAGUUGAAAGAGCUUGAGAAAGGUGUUACAGAGUUAAGGAAUACAAAAGCAGACUCGACAUGGAUAAAAGGAUAUGUAGAUGCAACAAAAGAGUAUAUUUUCACAUGGACAGAAGGAACAUACCCACAAAAAUAUCAUAGACAUAGCAUCUCUGACGUAAAUGAACUUGAAGAAAAGUUAUAUAAAAAAGCAGACAAAACAGAGCUUCAAACAUUAAAGACAGAAAUACUUCAAACAUUAUAUCCUAUAGGCUCUAUUUAUACGUCAAUGAACUCUACCAGACCAGAAGUAGUACUUGGUUUUGGAACUUGGACUCAAAUAGUCGACAGGUUUUUGUAUUGUGCAAACUCUUCAAAGGAAACAGGUGGAAGUAAAACGAUUUCAGGUGAAAAUUUACCUGCACACAGUCACUACAUAGAUUUAAGUACAUCUCAAGCAGGUUGGCAUAAGCAUAGAUAUUGGGAUUGGUCAGGAAUGACAAAAGGUAAAGGAUAUGAUGUUAAAGACGAGGUUAAGUUUGCUAUAAAUUGUUACUGGAGUGACACUCAGGGAGAAGGAAACCAUACACAUCGC